UAACCUCACAAGUUUUAUUUCUUGAACAAGUAAUGUAUGUUUAGUAAUGUAAACUCAGUUAACUGUUAUCGUGUGUUAAAAAUUGUGAAAUUUGAAUAUGGCUAAGUUUGGAAGUUAUUUUGGGCUCUGUCCACUAAUUGAUCAAAAAAGCCUUUUAGGCAUUUCUGAAGAUUUUGAAAAAGAACAUGUUAUAGUAACAUUGGGUAAGAAUAUCGCCAUGAAAUACAGAUUACUGGACCAGAAUCAAAUAAUAAGUUGGACUACUAAAGAAAAAUUCACUUCACCAGUAAUUUUCGAUGCGAAAAUUGGAAAGUAUGUUGCAGUAUUCAAUCAUUUAUUCAUUAGAUGUUGGGAAUCUGAUACUUCAAAUUUGGACCGAGUUAAGAAAUUCAAAUUAAAAUCUGCUGUAGAAACAAUUAUAGUAAUAAAUGAGACGACUAUAGUGAUAUUCAAAUCAGGAGAUAUGGUAAGUCUGGAAUAUGCACUUGCUAAUCAUAAAACUCUAAUGCCAGAAGAAAUCUUGGAUGUAAAUGAAGAAUAUAUUGUGGAUAAUAUGUUCUGUACAUUGAGAGGAGACAAAUAUGUUGGACUAUUAAUAGGAAAUUCUAAUACCAAGAGAGUGAGCUAUUUAUUGUGGAGAAGUUUCGACAGUAAGGGAAAUAAAUCAAUGUUUUCAAAAUAUCCAUUGAGAAGAAAUCACCAAUUAGUGGGAAGUUGCUUCCAAUUAUUUGAUCAAAAAAUUCAAUUCCUCACACUAUGGUCAGAUGGAAAAUUAUAUAGAAAUUCCAUAGAAGAUAACUGUCAGGAGCACAGUGAAUUUUUUUGUACUAUCAAAUCUAUAUCUUGUAGAUACCCACUAUCAAUGGUUAGUCUAGAUAGGGAUUACCUUGCAAUAUAUGGAGGUAAUAGUAAUCAAGAAGGGGCUCUUUUACUGAUAUACAAUAUGCAAUUUAAAGUUACUCAGUGUACACAACCAUUCAAACUGGAAGCCAUGGGUGUUAAAUUAUUUAAAAUAUAUGAAAAACUUUUAGUACCAGUUGGACAAAAUUUAGCAGUUGUUCCAUACUAUUUAGAAAACGAACAGUUAUCUGCCCUUGUAGGAAGUCACUCUGGAAGUCAAAAUAAUGAAGAAGAUAUUUUGAUUACUCAACAGCUAGAGGAAGUGAAUUGGACUGGAAACAAUGAAAUAAAAAAGAAGAAAAGUAAAAACUAUUCUAUAAUUGAAGAAUAUUUAUCUCAAGGAUGUCCAGAAUCUACUAUAUUUCAAGAGCUUCUACCUGUGUUUAUGGAAAAAACCAAUAUUGAGGGACUAAACCUUCUGCUCCAAGAUUUUAUUGAUAUACCAGAAAGUUGUCAUGCUAAAGUACUAAGGUACAUUUUGGAAUUACCUGGAUAUGCUUUUAAAAACACCAAAUUAGUGUUAAAUGAAGUUUAUCCUGAAGAGUUACAACCCAAUGAAAGGUAUAAAACAUUGAAACUUAUCCUCGAAAAACCAAUCAAAGAAAUUAAUAAUAUAUAUUGGAGAUUAGAAGUGACAAAUAUACUGAAAUUGUUGAAGUUUAUAUUAUAUUUGUUGAAGGAUGAUAAAAAUAUCACAGAUAUUGAUUUUUGUAUGAAACUGGUUAAAUGGGUGAACUUGAUAUUAUCUGCAAAUUGCCAAAUAUUUUUUUCCUCAAGAGAUGAAGAACUGAUGAAAAUAUUAGUUUCUUUCAAUGAAUUCAUUAAUUCAGGAAAUUCAAAUUCAGAAUUUUUAUAUGCAGAGCAGGUUAUGAAAAAAAAGAAAACUACUAGGCCUUCUAACUGUAAUUAUUUAAUUGAAAAACUUGAAAUAUGAUUAUGUAUUAUAUUUAAAAUAUUAAAUAGUUUCAAUUGUU
This is a messenger RNA of Coccinella septempunctata (seven-spotted ladybird), 1874 nucleotides long. Its product is annotated as nucleolar protein 11. Gene Ontology annotation, biological process: maturation of SSU-rRNA. Gene Ontology annotation, molecular function: RNA binding. The transcript has a single exon. The record is from RefSeq and is a predicted model, not a curated record. Bases 98 to 1834 code for a protein of 578 amino acids. Lineage: Eukaryota; Metazoa; Arthropoda; Insecta; Coleoptera; Coccinellidae. Gene Ontology annotation, cellular component: nucleolus; nucleus.